Harmonia axyridis is the source of this 5921-nucleotide messenger RNA. Its product is annotated as discoidin domain-containing receptor 2-like. The transcript has 14 exons. Gene Ontology annotation, molecular function: collagen binding; protein tyrosine kinase collagen receptor activity; ATP binding. The record is from RefSeq and is a predicted model, not a curated record. Bases 451 to 3150 code for a protein of 899 amino acids. Gene Ontology annotation, biological process: multicellular organism development; positive regulation of kinase activity; protein phosphorylation. NCBI's taxonomy places the organism in Eukaryota, Metazoa, Arthropoda, Insecta, Coleoptera, Coccinellidae. Gene Ontology annotation, cellular component: signaling receptor complex.
AUUCACUUAUCCGGAGUCAAAAGAUGAAGUCAAUUCUGCUUUUGAGGUUUAGCACUCGAAAAACUAAAAGGAAGUAUGAAAAAUUCUUUAACAGUUCAAAAACUGCUGAGUGAACCAACGAAAUCGAAAGAUGUCGAAAGUUCUACCUUAUGGAACAUCUAUGCCAUGUUGAAAUGCAAAUUACGAAUUGGAGUCGAUGUAAGUAAAUAAUCAAAGUUUGCACCGUUUUUGAUCUCUUGGUUAUCUGGCAGAAAAAAUUAAAAUUCUGACAAGUGAGGAAAAAGAUACAUUUCUGAUGAAAGCUGUUGAUAAAAUUAUUUUCUAUGAAGAACAGUGUUAAUUAUGACAAUAUUUGUAGAGCUACGGUGAGAUGAAUCAAUGAAAAUAACAUUGGAUGACAUAACAAGAAAAUUCUGGGUAAAUUUUUCUACUGAGAUUAUCUAACACUACAUGAGUUUUUUGAGGACGGCUUCCACGUUAGAUAUUAGACAGUUCUGUUUCUACAACUUCGUUUUUAUAUCUGACACUUGCAAUGCACCACUUGGAAUGGAAUCAGGAGCUAUUAAGAACUCGUCAAUCACAGCCAGUUCAGUUUACGACUUCAGCAGUGUUGGACCGCAACAUGGAAGGCUACGUAACAACAAAAACGGCGGUGCCUGGUGUCCCAGGAAUAUAAUUUCCAGGGAGGCCAAGGAAUACCUCGAGAUCGAUCUGGAAAAAUUGCAUGUAAUAACGGAAACCAGGACUCAGGGCAGAUACGGCAACGGGCAGGGGAGAGAGUAUGCCGAAGAGUACAUGGUGGAUUAUUGGAGGCCCGGAUUAGUCGAAUGGAAGCGGUGGAAAAACAGAUCGGGAAGAGAGCUCCUAAAGGGGAACACAAACACUAAUACCAUAAUGGAACAGAAACUGGACCGUCCUAUAAUAGCAUCAAAGAUCCGCUUCCUUCCCUACAGUGAACAUGUUCGAACCGUUUGUAUGCGCGUUGAAGUUGUAGGAUGUCCAUGGAAAGAUGGCAUCCUGAGCUACAGUAUGCCCCAGGGUACCAGAAAGGGGAAACUCGAUCUUAGAGAUGAGACCUACGACGGCCUGGAGGACGCUGGACAUGUGUUCCAGGGACUGGGACAGCUCGUGGAUGGACACGUCGGCCAGGAUAAUUUCAAAGUUGACCUGACGGGAUUUGGAAAAGGUUAUGAAUGGAUCGGUUGGAGGAACGAUUCCAUUGGAUCCGCUUCCGGUCAAUCGGUUGAAAUUCUAUUCGAAUUCGACGUUGUCAGGAACUUCUCAGCUGUCCACCUUCAUACAAACAAUCUCUUCAGUAUGGACGUACAGGUUUUUUCACAUGCGAAAGUAUUUUUCGGUGUGGACAACAACGUCUUCAACGGAGAGGCAGUGCACUUUUCCUAUAUGCCAGAUUUGGUAUUAGAACAUGCUAGGAACGUUACUAUAAAGCUGCAUCAUCGCAUUGGAAAAUGGGUCAAAUUGCAGCUGUAUUUUGCUUCUAGAUGGAUCUUACUUAGUGAAGUUUCAUUUGACUCGAAACCAGCCACGAACAAUUCCACGGAGCGAGCUGAGAACGGCGCGAAUCAAACUGCGCCCAACAGUUCAAAGGAGUAUCCGCCGCAGAGGGACGAGGGCAAGAGGACGCACACCAGGUACCUUGGCAACAACACGACGUCGACGACGUUCAGCGAGCCAAAGUUCAACGAGGGGACAGGGUUCCAGUAUAUCGCCUUUGUUAUCGGUACCGUGAUUGUGGCCAUGAUGAUCCUACUGGCGGCGAUCGGGUUUAUCGUGUUCCGGAACUACAGGCUCAAGGAGCCCUCGAGUGUUUCGAGACCUCCGGUGGAGGAAGAUAAGCCGAUAGGAAACGAAAAGAUGCGGUUGGAAACCAACGAUAAAACAUCUCUGUUUCCCACGACGUUCAGACCCAGUUUCUACUCCAAGAAACAUAAUUCUGGAGAUUUCACUGAUGUUCCAGAUCUAGUUUGCAGGGAAUUCCCGCCUUCGCCCCAAAGACACACCACACCGUCAAAGAAAAAACGCACUUCACGUCCUUCUCUGAAUUUUCUUGCAGACCAACUCGACGACGCCCUACCCGAGUACGAGACAGUGGGCAGCAUCGCCUCCAGCCCCCUGAGCUCGCUGUCCAGACAGCCCGGCUACGAGGUGCUGAAGCAGAAGCAGCUGGUGAAGCUGCCGCCCACCCCUCAGCCCUCGGUGAAGGACCUCUGGGACACGGACCUGUCGGAGAUCGAGUCUUUUCCCCGAGACCAACUGAGGAUAGUCGAGAAGUUCGGCGAGGGUCAGUUCUGCGACAUCCACUUGUGCGAAGUAGUCGGCAGUUACCGCGACGUCAGAUGGCACCGUGGUGACGGCAAGUUCGUGGUGGUGCACACUCUACGUGCGGAAUGCUAUAGAACAGAUUUCAACGCGGAAGUUAACGUUCUGUCGAGAUUGAGACAUGCAAAUAUUGCCCGACUGCUAGGAGCCUGUCUAGACUCCGAACCCAUUUGUGCUAUUCGUGAGUACACGCCACACGGUGAUUUGUGUCAGUUUUUACAAGAUCACGUAGCGGAAACUGCGAAAUCUCCUACAUCGACUGCGAGGACAUUAAGCUUAUCAUGCCUGAUCUAUAUGGCUACACAGAUAGCGGCUGGUAUGAAGUACUUAGAAUCACAGCGAUUUGUGCAUAAAGAUUUAGCUGCCAGAAAUUGCCUAGUCGGAAAGAGAUACGAAGUAAAAAUUUCAGAUCUAGGAUCUUAUCGUCAAGUCUACAGUUCCGAUUACUGUCAGAUUGCAGGUUCUCUUCUGCCUCUACGUUGGAUGGCAUGGGAAAGCGUCAUUUCGGGUCAUUUUUCGAGUAAGAGCGACGUAUGGUCUUUUGGAAUUACCCUAUGGGAGAUUUUGACUUUUGCUCGAGAGCAACCUUUCGAAGAAUUGAGUAACGAUGAAGUAAUGGAGAAUGUUACUCGAUAUUAUGAAGAUGAGGACAAGCCGAUUCUACUCAGCGUCCCGGUCAACUGUCCGAAGGACAUAUAUGACUUAAUGUGCGAAUGUUGGCAACGCAACGACGUUGACAGGCCGAAAUUCCGGGAAAUUAAUCUAUUCCUGCAGAAGAAGAUAUUGGGCUACAACCCCGAUUUCCAUUGAGUCAUUGGCAAUGACAAUAUGUUUUAUCGACAAUAAAAUGAUAACUUUAAGUAAUAGCGGCAUAUCAAUAGGUUAUUCGUUUAUGAAUCUAUCGACUUAUGACAGCCGUCACGAACUCUGUUCUGGAGGUAUUUUGUAUAUUUUGUUGAAAUUGUGAUCCGCGCUGUGUUAUAUACUGAGUGAGUCUUGAGUGUGUACAUAUAUAAAGAGAAUUGUUAUAUCUCGUUUCACAUUUCCAACUAUUGGGAAGCAGUGCAGUAUUUAGUACUGCGAUAUAGACUUCGUAAGUUCAAAUCCAUCAAAUUCGAGAAAAAAUAUUCUGACUCGGAGGUACUUCCAUGUCGGCUACUUAAUGAUGUGCCUAAAGUGGAGGAAGGUCACAGUAACUGAAGAGAACAAUAGGUUCUCCUUGUUCUGUUCUUAGAGGCCUAGGAGAGUUAAAAUAAAAUAAUGACCUCCCAUAUUUAUGAAUGCAAUUGAAAUGAGCGAAUAUAGAGAAAAAAAUCAAUUUUUUUAAUGAAAGAGGACUAAUAGUCAAAUUUGAAUUAAGAGGUCGUAAAAAUUAUUCCAUGAAAUUAUUUCACUGCUCAAGUAAUUAUGUCUUUGAAUGAGACAUAUUUAUCUGUUCAUUUGUACCUAUACCUUUUUUAAGAGGGAACACCACCACGUGGCUACGGAAUUAGAUAUAUUUCUUCUCUCCUUCUUGUAAUAUUCCAAAAUUUUUCAAUUUGCAAAUGAAAAUAAAAUGUUGGUAACUUUACGUUUUUCACCAAACAAUUGAUGAUAUGAUAUCCUUACAAAGCACUGAUGUAUUUGAAAAAUAUUCGCGAAAACAAUCCUACAAAAAAUCAUUACAAAGGAUGCAAUACUCUAAUUUUGUAAAAACUCAUGAAAAGACUCAUAAAGUACUUGUUUCCGCUGAAAGUUGGAAAUAUUGUAAUAUUCCUCACCUUCUACUGAUCAAUUUAUCAUUCUGUCAACACUGCACAUUAUUUUUGUCCCUUUUCCUCUGGUCAAAUAAAUAUUGACUGAUCACGAGAAUGUCACGUGGUGAUGUUCGCUCUUAAAAUACUGGAGAUAUUUUGCAAGACUCAGUACCUUGAUUAAAUUUCAUUGGGAUUGAUUUCAGACGAACAAUAACGUCAUCAUUACCAAUGCGAAAAAUUCGACAUGUAACCUACUAUGAGAAAAAUGUAUGUAUUAACAAAAACAAACUCAGUAUAGUAUUCCAGAAGUGAUUUGCGGAAAAUUGUAAAUUUGUGAUUACGAAGUAAUUUGCGGAAAAAUGUAAAUUUGUGAUUACGAAAUGACACUUGGGUAAGAUUAACGCCGAAAUAUUUGUAAAUAUGGCACCAACGAAAUUUGAAUCGAAUUUUGUCGAUUGUACAAUUUAAGAAUUGUUCUCAAUCUUCAUUAUCACAGUAAACUCACUAUUAUUAGGCUCAUUGAAUGCAUCAUUUGAGAAACAUUAUCAAUAUGACAUUUCAUAUUUCAGUAAUAUAGCUGUGAACAUAUUAUUCUUUUGCAGCUUAGUUUUUCGAAUAACUUUUUUAUGUGAACGUGUGCUCCAAGAGCUAGUCCAUAUAAUCCAACAGUUCACAUUAUCUCAUAAUUUUCGAAACUUGGAAUAUUGAACACGUAUGCUGGUUGAUGUCCAAAAAUUUGUGAAAUACUGUUAUUUCUUGACAGUAUUAUACAUAUCUAGAAUUCUAAUGUUCUGUACCAGUAGACAUUAUGUCUUCAUUUCAAAAACUAAGUAACACUUAUAUUUCAAUUAAUUUUCACAAUAUACGAAUGCAACUUCCCUUAUUCCACUGAAAAAACUGCAGUCUUGUAAUUUAGGAAUGUAGUUAAUCUCAAGCCAGCCAACUGUUGAAUAAAGAUAAUAACUAAAUAACUGAAACGUUUUCAAUUGAAAAUUCACCAUAAAAAGUCAAAACUCACACUGGAACAGUAUAUGAUAUCGAAUUUAUUGAAAAAUAGUCUAUAAUGAUAGGAAAAAAUAGAUUGAUGAGAAUAAAUUCAACUGAAGAGGUGCUAUUUCAAUGAGAAGGGCUCCAAACACAGACUGUAAGUAUACUAUCACUUAAUUGUAGAUAUCUGAAAUAUGAUAAUACUGUUCCUUUUGUAUCGUUUUAUCUAUUGUGAAAAUAAAUGGUUGUUUUUUCAAAAUAUAACGAAUUUUCUGUGUAUAAAUUUUAAAAUGAAUUUAAUGCCUAGAUAGCAUAAAAUUGACUAAGGAAAUAACACAUUUGUAAAAUACCAAAUGUAAUACGUAUUAUGAAGAAUAGUAAAAACCAAUGUAAUUGUAGCUAUAUAAGUUGUUAGAUCUCCUCAUCUGUAAAUAAUGCCCAACAAGUAUUUAGAGGAGCAUUUCCUUCAUCUCAUGCUCGAUGUAUUGAUCCAGAUUAUUCAAUAAUAUCCGUAUGCAGAAAGAUAUCAGGAGUCCAAAUUGUAAGUACCUACUUUUCAAUGAUCCCCAACUGAAAAGAGACUGAAGCAUUUGCAACACUUUCAGGUCAACUUCUGACUGAUACUCAGAAUAUUUUAAUAAUAACUAUAAAAUAUCAAGUUUUCAGGCUGUCAUGAACUCCUUUCGAAAUUUCACCCAAAACUUCGUGAUCAUCCUCAGAUGAGUUGUGCUCUAAGUUCGUACUUUUUGCACAAAACUGUCAGAAUUAGACAGACUGAGAUUCCUCUGAAGAUGCCGACGGCUAAAAAUCCUGGAAACAAUUAAAGUUUCUACGGUAUCCGGUCGUUUAUGCUUUCAU